AAAUAGUGUUCCAUUUUACGUGAAUACGGCUGUAAAAUAUUCAUCAUUCAUACAGGUUUAUCAUGGGUAAUGCUCAGGGAAGAACUAGGGAUAGAGGAUCCGACUCUAGUUAUUCUGGUGGAACCUCUGGUCAUAAUGGGCCUUCAUUGAUGGGCUUUGGACUGGGUCAUGCUAGUGCUAGCAACAGCAACAUGUACAACAGUGAGCCUAUGGAUUCUAUGCCUCCUCAGCUUAUUGAUGGCGGUCUAACCAUGUCCCAAGGAGCUCUAUAUUCAACAACCUCAGCCGACUAUGACAGAGCUAUUGUACGACGUUUGGUUAUUGAACGCAGACUGGCUCCUUUUUAUCGAGGCAUGAAUUGCGAUACUGACAUUCCUUGUCUACCGGAUGGCUUUGUUGCUAAUCCCACUCCUGGCCCUACUCCAUCUGUAGUCAUGUCUGCUGCAGCAACCUCUGCUAGUAUUCCAAUUUCCUUAGAACCCACUUCAAGCAUGACUGCCAGAUCUCACUCCGAAUCCUACCUUGCUUCAAUUAAUGCCGAAGCUGGUCCCCAACCUAUACUUGCAAACAGCACCGCUGAAGACCAUGGCACCGUCUUUCCCCAAUAUCAGCCUACUCAAACCACCACUCUUUCAGACCCAGCUGCCAUUAAAAUCUCCCUCAAUACUCCUGCUAUAUUUUCUACCACUGGAAAAUCUACUGGGCGAAGUUUAACUUCGUUGGUCAGAAACAGAACAUCUGCUAUUUUAAGCACCUCACCUGGCUCAAUGGGAAUUGGACAACGAUCAUUAUCUACAAACGCUCUAACUGAAAUCCCACCUCGACAAAUAUCCCUAGCUCAGCUCUACAAAACUCCUAUCGAAUGCCCCAUUUGUUUUUUGUAUUAUCCAAAAAACAUCAAUUUUACAAGAUGUUGCGAUCAUCCUAUUUGUACGGAUUGCUUCAUUCAAAUCAAACGAUCACAAACCACUUUUGAACCUGCCGAGUGUCCCUAUUGUGUUGUGCCCAAUUUUGGAAUAACAUACAGCCCUAUAGGAUCAAUGGGAUACAUGCAGAGAUAUGAUCUUUCAUACAGACCACCUGGUUCAUCGCAAGCACAACACCAAGAUGAUGCCACGUGUAUGAGUGCAUCUACAGGCGAAAAUUCUACAGCAUCUUCAUCGCUUAUAGCCCAUGGCCGAAGGAGAAAAAGCAUUAGUUUUGACAAUCCAGCCGUUGUUCUGUCUGAUGAACUCAGACCCAACUGGCAGCAUCAGAAACAUCAAGCCGCUAUGGGGCGUGUUUUGAAUCAACGGCGACACAUUUUGCCAGGACAUAUACGGCCUAAUGUACUCGGUGAAGCCGAAAUCACAAGUGCAGCUACAGCAGCAGCCGAUUUACUGGAGACAUUGACGCGCUUUGAAAAUGCUUCGUCAUCAUCAGAGCGACGGGCAGUUCGUCGUGCAGCUCGGGAGACACAGAGAGACAGCUCAUAUUCAUAUCUACAAGCCAUGAGACAUAUGGGUGCAGAUAUCGAAGAGUUGAUGGUUUUGGAAGCCAUCCGUCUUUCUUUGGCUACUUCAAACGAUCCACUAUCAUCCACAAUGGAUAUUGAAGCUGCUGAAACAUCAGCAGCGCUUUCUCAGAUUCAAUCUAUUGAUGACACACAAGAUAAUCUUGCAUCAAGAAUAGAAAGAAGACCAGAAUCGGAAGGGGUAUCGGCAUCGCCCGAUCAUUCCUCAUCUAUUCCACAGUUACAUUACACAGAUGCAUCUGAAAGCAAUUUGGGGAUAUCAGAGUCUAUGGGCAAUACCACUCAUGCAAUAUCGCUGAAUGAUCAUCUCGAUAAUGGUCUUGUAGGAUCAUCAGCCUUGUCUGUAGUUGCCGCAUCUUUAGAGACUAGUCACUCUAAUGCACAAACAUUUGAUACAUCGAGCUUGCGAACAGAUCGGUAUAUUCAUGUCACUCUUGAGCCUAUGGACUCGACAUCCGAUGGAGGCGAGGUGUCAUCAACUAUUCUAGAUGAUGGAUCAGAGAUGACCACGACAGAAAAUGUAUUACAGCCUCAAGCCAUGCGAAUACUUGCAAUAUCCACUCGAGAUGAAAAUGCACGGCGUGAUGCAGAUGCAGAUGAUGCAGUGAGUUUUGAUAGUUUGGCUGCACGCAAGAGUAUGUUGAGUGAUGCUGAUGGCGAGGGCUCGCAACAUACUCCCGAGUCACAUGUAGCUAUUGGAAGCCAUGAUCCAAAGUUUGGACCAGAUGACGGGGAAAGUGUACAACCUUUUUUGGGGGCGGCCAAUGAAUAAGAUAUCAUAUGAAUGGGUUUGUUGAAAUAAACAAUGCCAAAAAUGCUCUAGUUUC
Messenger RNA from Batrachochytrium dendrobatidis JAM81, 2340 nucleotides. RefSeq lists its product as uncharacterized. The transcript is spliced from 5 exons. Gene Ontology annotation, cellular component: cytoplasm. Bases 63 to 2285 code for a protein of 740 amino acids. The record is from RefSeq and is a predicted model, not a curated record. NCBI's taxonomy places the organism in Eukaryota, Fungi, Chytridiomycota, Chytridiomycetes, Rhizophydiales.